Molecule: messenger RNA, 1773 nt
Organism: Pedinophyceae sp. YPF-701
Lineage: Eukaryota; Viridiplantae; Chlorophyta; Pedinophyceae
Source: the annotation of a GenBank genome assembly
AUGAACGCGCUUCGCACCAGUUCCCCCGUCGGCUGCGCGGCGCCGCCCCAGGCUCGCCAGCCGCUGCGGUCGACGAGCGCGGCGCGUCAUCCCGGCGCCUGUGGCUGCGGCCUCCCACGCAGGCACGGGACCGCCCGCCGCGUGGUUCUGCGGCGCUCUCAGGACGAUCCGAAGGGUGACCAGCUCACGAAAUCGAUCGACGCGGCGGGCGCGGGGGGCUCGAUCGUGAGUCCGCAAGUCCAGUUGGCAAUUGCCAAUCUCUUCAAGCUCCUUUUCGGUCGACUGGGCAUCCCCCUCGCCAACCCGACCCCCGAGGACAUGAACAGCCUCCUCGGAGGCGCCCUCUUCCUCCCCCUGUACAAAUGGUUCCGCGAGACAGGCCCAGUCUUCCUCCUUCCAACAGGCCCCGUGUCCUCGUUCCUCGUCGUGUCGGACCGCGAGACGAUCAAGCACGUGCUGCGCGGGAGCGACAACCCGGCCAACGACCUCUACUCCAAGGGCCUCAUCACCGAGGUCUCGCAGUACCUCUUCGGCGUCGGCUUCGCGGUCGCGCAGGGCGAGGAGUGGCGCGUCCGGCGCAAGGCCGUCGGCCCCGCGCUGCACCGCAAGUACCUCGAAGCCAUGGUCGGCCUCACGUUCGCGCCCGCCGCGACGCUGCUGGCGGACAAGCUGGUCUCCGAGAUCCGCGCGGGCGGCGGGAAGCCGAUCGACAUCGAGCAGGGGUUCAACCAGAUGACGCUGGACGUGAUUGGCAAGGCGGUGUUCAACUACGAGUUCGACGCGCUGACGACCGAGUCCCCGAUCAUCCAGGCCGUGUACACGGCGCUGAAGGAGACCGAGUCCCGCACGACGGACCUGAUCCCGUACUGGAAGUCGCCGCUGCUGUGCAAGAUCGCGCCCAGGCAGCGCAAGGCUGCGGCGGCGGUCGAGGAGAUCCGCGUCGUCACGGAGGGACUCAUUCGCAAGUGCAAGGAGAUGGUGGACGAGGAGGAGAUGGCGCAGGCGUCGAACGAGGAGGAGUAUCUGAACCAGGGCGACCCCUCGAUUCUGCGCUUCCUGAUCGCGGCGCGCGAGGAGACCACGUCGACGCAGCUGCGGGACGACCUGCUGUCGAUGCUGGUCGCGGGGCACGAGACGACGGCCAGCGCGCUCACCUGGACGUCGUACCUCCUCGCGAAAAAUCCCAAGGCGCUCGCGAAGGCCACGGAGGAGGUCGACCGCGUCCUCGGCGACCGCGCGGAGCCCACCUUUGACGACUACCGAGAGCUCAAGUACACGCUGCGCUGCGUGUGCGAGAGCAUGCGGCUGUACCCGCACCCCCCGGUUCUCAUUCGACGAGCCGUCAAGGACGACCCUCUGCCGUACGGGGGCGGCAAGUACGUCGCGCGGAAGGGGCAGGACGUCAUUCUCUCCAUCUACAACCUCCACCGCUCCCCGGAGGUGUGGGACGACCCCGACGCGUUCAUUCCCGAGCGUUUCGACCCCGAGGGCCCCAUCCCGAACGAGCAGAACACCGACUUCCGGUACGUGCCGUUCAGCGGAGGCCCCCGGAAGUGCGUCGGCGACCAGUUCGCGCUGAUGGAGGCGACGGUCGCGCUCGCGGUGCUUCUCAAGCGGAUCCACCUCGAGCCCGUCGAGGGGUUCGACCCCGGGAUGACGACGGGGGCCACCAUUCACACGCGCAACGGCAUGUUCCUGCGGCUGUCUGAGCGCGCGGGCCGGGAGCGCGCGGGCGGAGAGCAGGCCGCGACGACGGCGCCCGUCGGAGCGUAG